This is a messenger RNA of Siniperca chuatsi (mandarin fish), 6341 nucleotides long. RefSeq names its product intermediate filament family orphan 1b (gene iffo1b). NCBI's taxonomy places the organism in Eukaryota, Metazoa, Chordata, Actinopteri, Centrarchiformes, Sinipercidae. The record is from RefSeq and is a predicted model, not a curated record. The transcript has 9 exons. The coding region runs from base 857 to 2770 and encodes 637 amino acids.
UUUACCGUAUAAACUAUGAUAGUGGUGGCGAUCUUCUCAUUUAGCUAUCCUGCCUCAAGUUUAGAAGAUAGAGAAGGACGCAUUAUCAUGUCAUUUGAUAUUGUGCUUUAGUCGUGCAAAUUCCCGAUCAAUUUUUAAAAAUAAUAAUUAAAUUACCACACACCAGUUGACACACGGUGAGAGUGGGGCUCUCUGUGGCAUGUGCCUGAAUUGCCCGGUUAGUGAUCAAGCCUCGGUUUCAGUCCAGUUUUAAAAGCUCCGUUGAGCAUUUGAUGAUUUUAUUUUAGAUUGUGUUUAUCAUUCACGUUUGGCCCCCAAGUUCUCCAAAUCUGAUCAUUGUGCAAAAACAACAAGGUAACAAUGCCUUGUUGAGUGUUGGAUACAAACAACGAGUUAAUGGAUCCUCGCUGCUUUAGUCGGGUAUUUACGGUAGCCGUGCUCUUCCAAUCCCGCAACACUUGCUCCUGCCUGCGGGCACAGCUUAUUGCCAGAACUUCAGUGACGCGGUGACACUGGAUUUCUUUUUUUAUUCAUUCACGCUCUGCGCCUUUUUCUUCGUUUUAGUACGUAUAUUUUGCAAAAACAUUUUUACCGAGGCGCAGGUCCAGUGUUGCCGCAUUUUGUAUCCUUGCUGCAGGCCAUUUGGAGUCGCUUUUGGAUGUUUCGUUGCGGACGGUUAGGGAGCACUGAUCCAUCAGCCGCCGUUAAGACCUCUCAGCUUUAAGGAUAAGAUUCUUAUUUAGAAACGGUUACAUAAUCAGGUAAAUACUGACGGUUUUCGGGUACGUUUAACAGCUACUUAUUAUUCAUCCAGUCAUUGUAUUCUGUUGUAGCAAGAUAAUUACUGUCCGUGUUCAUGCCAGAUCUGCAGCGCUUUAGUUUUCCAUAUCAUAGCAUGUAUCCUUUGUUGGGGGCCAACACGCAUCUCCAACAGCAUCCGCAGCAGAGCCAAGCAUCCGGACAUCCAGACUCUCCCUCAGGCCUCCUGCCCGACUACGUUUUCAGUGGAGCGGACCCGACGUCUUUUCUACUGGGUGAGCAGCCCGGCCCGGGGCCUGAUCAGCCGGGGCCUGACUUCACCGCACCCUCACAGACCUCACCUUACCUCCACCACAAUCACAGCAACCACCACUACCAGCACCGCGCUGUGUCGCAUCCUCCCGCAGCCAUGGCUCUCAGAAACGACUUGGGAUCCAACAUCAGCGUCCUCAAAACUCUCAAUCUGAGGUUCAGAUGCUUUUUGGCAAAAGUGCACGAAUUAGAGCGCAGAAAUAAGAUUUUAGAGAAGCAGCUGCAACAGGCGCUGGAUGCCAACAAGGGCUGUCAAGGUGGAUGCUGUGAGAGCAGGGCGCAUACCCAGGAGGCAGGCGUGCAGACCGGAUUUGUCGGGACCAUAGCGCUCAGGCCCGGCUCCCUCCCCUUCCACAACACCAACAACUCAGCCAGGAGGCCUACAACACUAUUCACACCACCGCUCACAACAGCCCUCCCACCUGCAGCUGCCGAACACUCCUGUUCCACCCAAACAAAUGUCAGUUGUAACCCAGCCAUCACCAUCAGCCAGUCCUCUCCCUGUGUGGACUCCCCUGGCUCUGGCUCUAAAACUGUCCCCAACACCAGCUCCACCAACCCACCUCCACGGUUCCUCCCGGGCACCAUCUGGUCCUACAACCACACCCGCAAGUUCGGCCCCGGUGCAGAGCGUCUGACCAGCCCAGGAGUGUCCUGGGUGCACCCUGACGGAGUUGGGGUCCAAAUUGACACCAUCACCCCUGAGAUAAGAGCCCUGUAUAAUGUCCUGGCCAAAGUGAAGCGGGAGAGAGACGAGUACAAACGCAGAUGGGAAGAAGAAUACACUAUGAGGAUGGAUCUGCAACAGAAAAUUGCGGACCUACAAGAGGACCUGCAAGAGAGCGAGGGCUGUCAGGACGAGCUGGCUCUCAGAGUUCAGCAGCUGAAGGCAGAGCUGGUUCUCUUCAAAGGCCUCAUGAGUAAUAACUUGUCAGAGUUAGACAGUAAGAUCCAGGAGAAAGCCAUGAAGGUGGACAUGGACAUCUGCCGCAGGAUCGAUAUCACUGCUCGUCUCUGUGACGUAGCUCAGCAGAGGAACUGUGAAGAUGUGAUCCAGAUGUACCAGGUUCCUAACAACCAAUCAUCCCUAAACUGUCGCCGGAAACAAACUCCUUUGUCCUUCAACAGUAGUGAGUGUGACGAACCUGUCAGCACCUCUGAAAGUGAUGGAGGCGCAGUCAAAGACGAAGAGCACGGCGGCUCAUCAGCCAAUCAGAUCAAUGAGGAGAUGCAGAGGAUGCUGAACCAACUGCGGGAAUGUGAGUUUGAAGAUGAUUGCGACAGUCUGGCCUGGGAGGAGACUGAAGAGACGCUGCUUCUUUGGGAGGACUUCCCAGGAUGCACUCUGCCUCCUGACCCCACCCACCCACCUGGAGAGGAGGACUGUCUGGAAAAGGUGAUUAAUGACACCGAAUGUCUUUUCAAGUCCAGAGAGAAGGAAUACCAAGAGACAAUUGACCAGAUUGAGCUGGAACUGGCCACAGCAAAGAGUGACAUGAACCGACACUUGCACGAGUACAUGGAGAUGUGCUCGAUGAAGCGAGGCCUAGAUGUUCAGAUGGAGACCUGCAGAAGACUCAUCACACAGAGUGGAGACAGUGACUCUGCAGCACCUGCGUCCACCGAGGACAGUGACCAGAGAGAAAGCGACAAGUCUUCAGCAUCUCCACCUUCUUCCUCGAGCGCUGGGAGAUCUUGACACUUCCUCACUCUGACAGUAAAUGGGGCUGUGGUCAUGUGACCUCCACUGCUUCCAGCUACAGUACCACACCAAUGCAAUACACACCUGUAACUAUGGCAACACCUUGUUUACAUAUAAACCUCUCCAUUUACUGAGUCACAUUGUUUAUUCUUUCUGCUGUCCACGCAAAUCAGCUUUGGUCUUUGAGACUCUGAGCACUGAAACUGUGACUGAGUAGCAGAGCUGGAUUUUUGUUAUUACUACUCCGUGCAGAUGUCACUGCCCUGCAGAGGGAAGAGGUCUUCUUGUAGUUGGACCAUGUCAUUGUGUGUUUGGAUUGUUUGGAUGAUGUGAAUGGAUUGUCCUGGGAAGAUUCAUAAGGUUGAAGAUCCUGAAUUUAUUGUAAGUAACCAGGCUCCUUGUAGUGUGGUGAGGCAGUGCAGUGCUGUAGGAUACAGGAAAGCAUAGCAUGAUUUAUUCACUCCACACACAAUAAAAAACACUUGAUAACAUGCACAUCUGAAGCUAAUCAAGCAAAUACCUGUCACAAGGUCACAAGAACCUCCACACAAAUUUACAGGCCUAUAAUUUACAUUCUACCAGUAAAAAAACAAAAAAUCGGGGAACAGGAUAGUUUGAGCGUUUAAGUACUGUAACAAAGGUUGUCCUGGAGUUAACUGAGUGUAUUUCUGAGUUUGAUUGGUAAGCUUGGUAUUGAUGAUGAGCUUGAGUUUUUAAAGUCUAAUAACAUGUCAUGAUUCAGCAUUUUACUGCCUUACAGCUGCAGAUUCAGAGCUUGCUUUGUAUCUGCAUAGCAACAGAUUAAACCACAGGCAAAGCAAACCUUAAGUCAUAAAUAAAUCAUAACAUCUGUGCUUUAGCAAAACAUAAAGUGGAAAAAUUAUAAAGAAAAUAACCUAAACAUCACUGUCCAGGGUGUACCCUGCCUAAGGCCCAAAGUCACUGGGAUAGGCUCCAGUCACCCGCGACCCCUAACGGGACCAAGCGGUAGAAAAUGGAUGGAUGGAUGGAUAACCUAAACAUUAGCUGUGUGUAUAUUUGUGCAGCAGAGUUGCGUCUCUGAAUGUCUCCUCCCUCUUGCCAAUAUAAAUUAGGUUCGAAAACAGUAAAAAGAAAAAAGAAAAGUUGUGGUCUGUCAUGAAUAUCAUAUUCUGACGUCUAAUUCAAUUAUUAAUCUGCUGUGAAUUACCUGGAUCCAAACAGGAUUUCAUGAGAGAAAUCCACUGUCAAACAGUUCAACCAUGUUAUCCAUUGUUGAUGUACUUUGGAUUUCCUGGCUCAUUAAAUGUUGCAUUACAUCUACGAAUAAAUGGCCAAAAUAGCUCAUCAUGUUACAAUUUUUCCACUGCAGUUACAGUCAAUUUUAACAGUACUUACAACAUUGGCAACAAGCAUCAGCAUAAUUUUGGUGUCAGGCUUAGGAAGAGCAAAGCACACCAACACUGCAACCCUGAUACACAGAGAAAUCCAUCCUAGAAUAGGCACCAACAUCACUGUCUCAGUGGGAAUGGUUGAAAAUGAAUUCGGACAAUAACUAAAUAGAAGCAGGUGAAGCAUUUUUAAGGAAAGUUAGAACACCAUCAAGGUAAUUUACAACAUUUCAUAACAAAAAACACAUCUGAAAUGGACUGAACAUUGCAGAUCGCAGACCUCAACUGUUUGAGGUGUGUAAUUUCUAUGAAUGGUGCUUCAUAAGAAACCUGAAGUUGUUCCAGGAGACAGCAGUGAAGGAUUUUGGCAGUGUCAGAGGGAAACAUGUUUGUUUUGGAGUCAGUGUUGGCUCUUCAUUCUGCUCUCUGUGUCACUGACACUCAGACAAGAAAAGUAAGAAAAGUACUGCACAAUAAAGUGCAUGUAGCUGUUAAUAAUUAGUUAUAUUUUCAGCAGUAAUGCUCAGAUUAGAGUCAGGUCCUGUGUUGUUCGAGCAGAGCUGCAUGGUUGAGCAGGAUCACUUUAAGGAUUGUAUUAGACAAACAAAAAGAUGGUCAGGAAAUAAUGUUAGUUAGCCGUUUGUGCCAAAAUAAAUGAAUGUGGUCAGAUUGUGAAUCAACAGGAAAUUUCUGGGGCUUAAAAAAGAAUGACUAAAUGUAGCUGCCGAAGCUAUUUCACCAAGGUGCUUGAUGUAUAUAACUAAAACUAUUUUUGAGCCUGUAAACAUUUGCACAUAGAAAUGAAGAGCAAAGGAAAAAUGUAUAUGAAACAAUCAGCACUAUUACUUGUAAAACAUGUAACAAAAAAUGUUGACACGCUGGAAAUAGAAAGCUAUUCAUAUUUCCUCAUCUUUGACAUGUUGCAGGUGGGGUACUAGAAUAAUAAAUUAACGCACACAUACCUCAUUUUUACUUUAUUUUUAUUUACUCUUAAGUUUUUCUGGGCACAUUUGACCAUGAACUUUAACUCCGAGGCACAGCUACAGUAAAACAUAUAUUAGCAUACUACUGGAAAUCGUCACUGUCAGGGGAACGCCCCCUACCAUCACUGCUGUAUUAUCAGACACUGUUGUCUAAAUAUAGUCCUGGCUGUUGUUUCUUCUGUGUGGUUGAACCAGGUGAAAUGUAUUCUGCUUCAACUGCGACUCACACAUCAAGACUUUGUUUUAAUUAUAAAGACAGUAGGUGGACAGAUUUGAAGCUUAUAUAAACUCAUGCAUGUGUGGCUGUUGGAAUCAGCUGAAUGCUAAUCGCAGUGUUUCACUACUGUUUGACUACCAAUGGAGGAUGUCAGAGAUAAAUUGUGUGAGACAUAAAACACGCCAUUUCCCUUUGUAUAGGUUUACUUUCACGCACUGAGUGAGUCUCUAUGUAUGCAUGUGCCAGUAUGUAUGUUUUUGGGUAUUAUGUCUGUAUAGAGUGUUUUUAAAAAGACUUUUACUGGGGCAAAUGUACAACACGAAGAAGAAGGAAACAUAAUGAGUCCAAUUUGAUAUUGUCUCUAUGUUUAGCAGUUUAACUUUACAAGAGAAAUUUGAGACUGAGCUGUCUUUUGUCAAUAAUCACCUCAAAAAUUGUAAAUAUUUAAAUCAAAUGACAAUGGAGUUCCUUUUUCCAUUGGUACUCUUUCUUUAUGAGUGUAUGUUGUUGCCAAAUAAAGUCAAUUUAAAAAUAACUCAAGUAAAAAAAAAGAGAAAUACUGAAAUGCUAAUGCUUUAGUGAAAUGACUGUAAGAUGGCUUUGAUAAUAUAUGUGUAAAGGAAAUAUAGCUUUGAAUAUAUAUUUGUGUUCGAAGACUGCAAAAGAAGAAUGUCCAGUCACACACCUGAAAAGAAGAUGCAAGAUAAAAGGACUCUAUUUAGCUUUUCAGUGGAAAUUAUGGCUGUUAUGACAAGAAAUUCUAUUUUGUCACUUCUUCAAUGUCUUUACAGAGGAGAAAGCCUGAAAAUAUUUUAAUUCAAUUUGUGUCACAUAACAAUUUGAUGAUAAUCCUGAGUACUGAUUGAGUACUCCAGAUGUGUGACUAUGCAGCUUUAAACAUCAAGACAGUAAUUUAGCCUAAAAAGCUUCACUGCAGAACUACAGUAUGUAAUGUGUCAAGAGAGACUGAAAGAAUAAAACAUGCAACUGAGCAACAA